Molecule: messenger RNA, 1119 nt
Organism: Funneliformis geosporum
Lineage: Eukaryota; Fungi; Glomeromycota; Glomeromycetes; Glomerales; Glomeraceae
Source: the annotation of a GenBank genome assembly
AUGGAUGAAGCGACAAAGAAAAAAUAUUGUCACCUAUUAAUGUUCGAUAUUGCUGAACAAAGUCAAGAAAAAGGUCUAAAUCACAAUGGAUCUGAUCAAAAUGACAAUGUAAACCCUUGUUUAAAUAACUCCUCACAAGAAACGGCUACAACCAUUUCCCCAACAUCACCAACACUUUCAAACAAAUCCUUAAAGCAACGAAAACCUCGUGCAAGGAAACCUAAAAGAACACCUCGACCACCAAAUGCAUUUAUCUUAUAUCGGAAAGCCAAGCAACCCGACGUCAUCGCUCAGAGUAAUAAUUUAACGAAUGCUGAAGUAUCAAAGGUUAUUUCCAAGAUGUGGUGGAACGAAACCGAAGAAGAAAGAUUUUAUUGGGAAAAACAAGCCGACAGAAUGAAAUUAAAGCAUAUGCAAGAUUAUCCUGAUUACGUUUAUCAACCAAAGAAACCUGGUACCAAAAAGCGAAAAUCAGCCCAAAGUGAUAAAUCCACAUUUUCCGUUAUACCGUUAUCGGAAAAGAUAUCGUCCAAAUUACCCGAUGAAACCAUCACCGCCAUUGCCGAAGUCGUCGGAAGUAAAUCCAACCGGUCAAUUUCCUCGACAUCUGAUACCAAUUCACUACCAUCCCCUCCACCAUCCAUCGAUAGGCCACCAACAAAUCAGCCAAUCUUGCAUAAUCAUCACAUGACAUUUCAUCAUAACAUUCCAAAUUACGCUGUACUUCCACCAACUCCAGCGACUGAUUUAUAUGAUAUUUCGGCACAAUAUUUGUUGCCUCCGCCGGAUUACAUUUCGCAUGCACAUUUAACUAUGCAACAUUGCUUUAAUCCGAUUUAUGCGACCUCUUAUGCAGACUUGUCAGGAAACACUUUUCUUGAUGCUCAACCCGUUGAUAAAUUUUCUCAUUUCAUCGGACAAGAUGCAUACUCUGCGUCGCCUUCUCACUCUUAUCCUUUCAACAGUUUUGAUGUUACAUCGGUUGACAAUUACGCCAAUUCCAAUACUACAGAAUUCUUCGCAACAACUUUAUCGUCUGCUCCUACAAUGAGCGAAGAUAUGACAACUUAUUUCGACGAGUCACACCGAGCCUCCUGUCCUGCUCAGUAUUUCAAAUAA